AUGGCCUCCUCUCCCAAGAUCAUCGUGGUGGUUGGUGCGACGGGCAACCAGGGCUCGUCCGUCGCUCGAACAUUCCUCUCUCUCCCAGAUUGGCAUGUCCGGGCGGUGACUCGCAAGCCAUCGUCUGAAAAGGCAAACGGUCUGAAGGCACUGGGAGCCGAGCUGAUCCAAGCAGACCUGGCCGACAUAUCUUCCCUUCUUCGGGCAUUUGAGAAUGCCCAUGCCAUCUUCCUCAACACCGACUUCUGGGAGACCUACAGCUGCGUAGGCAGCAACUCCGGGCUGUCUCCCGUGGCACGCAGCCGGGCCGCGUACGAGAAGGAGGUGUUUUACGGCAAGAACGCAGCGAUUGCGGCGGCGAGCAUCCCCACGCUGGACAGGCUCGUCUAUUCGUCCCUCGGGUCUAUCAAGGAAGCAUCCGGCGGCAAAUACCACAGGUCGUUCCAUCCAGAGUCCAAAGCGGCGAUCGUGAAGUACAUCGAGACGGAGGAGCCGGAGCUCGCGAAGAAAAUGUCUCUAGUCAUUCCGGCCGGGUACUGCACGAACCCGCUGUUCCGUCCCACACGAGACUUGGCGAGCGGACAGUAUGUCAUGGUCACAGCACAGGCUCCCGGGUGCAGAAUGCCCAUCUUGAACCCAACCACGUCGAUGGGCCCUUUCAUCCGUGCCCUGGUUGAGGACGAGGAGCCCGGGACGAAGCUCCUCGCCUACGACCCGGACAGCUUCCUCCCAUUCGAGGACAUCGUGCAGAAAUGGACGGAGGUGACGGGAAACGAGGUCUCGAUUGUCCGCAUGGACACCGAGACCAUGCACACGCAGCUCCACCUUCCCUGGGAACUCCUGGAUGGCCUCGAUUUUGUGAACGAGUACGGCUACGAACAUGUGAUAAGAAGCCAGGGAAUCAUCGAGCCACAUCAGCUGAAGAACCCACCUAAGACGAAAUCAUACAAGGGCUGGCUGGAAGAGAAAUACCUGGAAGGAGGCUUGGUCUAG
Messenger RNA from Fonsecaea erecta, 993 nucleotides. RefSeq lists its product as hypothetical. The transcript has a single exon. The record is from RefSeq and is a predicted model, not a curated record. NCBI's taxonomy places the organism in Eukaryota, Fungi, Ascomycota, Eurotiomycetes, Chaetothyriales, Herpotrichiellaceae. The coding region runs from base 1 to 993 and encodes 330 amino acids.